CGACGCAAACCCUACGCCGUAGUCUCCGCGUCGCUCUAACGCGGAACCAUAAUUCAGCCUCCAGAGAGAGAGAGAAAGAAAUGGCGCCUCGGUGCAGCGCUCAGUGAGGCUGUGUUUGGAGCCGGUCGGAGAGCUUCCCCAGCCCCCGCUGCAGCAGCAGACAUGGUGAACACGAGGAAGAGCUCCCGCGCUCGGAGCGUCCCCUUCAUCUCCUCCAGGACGCGGUCGUCGUCGUCGAGAAACGUGGAGCAUAAGGAACCCAGCAGUGAUGCAAGCAGUCCCAGCAGCCCGCGAAUGGCGCCUCCUUCUAAGCGAACGCGCAGGCAGACGGCUUCUGAGCCGAGCUCAAGUGACACCUCCCCAUCCCCUCAGGCAAAGAGCCCAAGGGUCAGCUGGGGCAUUCCCACCUACUGCACCAGGCUGUCCUCUCGCAUCAUGCAAAAUGGGCAUGCCCACAUGAAUCACCGGAAUGAGGCGAGUGGAAGUGGAGAUCACUCCCGUAUGAAUGGCCACGUGGAGCUGAAGAGGAGCUGCCGGGUGAAGAAGAGCCAGUUCGAACACCUCAACCAGAGCCUGCUGUUUGACCAGCUGGUCAACAGCACUGCUGAGGCUGUUCUCCAGGAGAUGGACAACAUCACCAGCAUUCGGCAGAACCGUGAGGUGGAGCGACUUCGCAUGUGGACUGGAGACACUGUGGAGGAAAACAUGGACAUGUAUUCCCGGGUGAAACGGAGGAAAUCCAUGCGUAGGAGCACAUUCAACAUGCCCGCACACCACAAAGUCAUGAACAAAGCAGAGGAUGAUGAUGAUGAAGAAGAGGAGGAAGGGACAGAAGAAUCUCAUGGUGAGGAAGAAGAGGAUGCAGAGGACGACGAAGAUGAUGAAGGAGAUGAAGCAGAAGAGGCAGGAGAGGAAAAUGAUAGACCGUACAACCUGAGGCAGCGCAAGACUGUGCAGAGAUAUGAGGCGCCACCAAUUGAGCCUGUGAACAGAAAACAGAGCAACCCCUCUCUUUUUGACACUCACAGAUCCCCAGCGAGAAGAAGCCAUAUAAGAGUGAAGAAACAUGCCAUUCAUAGCAGUGACACCACCUCAUCAUCUGAUGAAGAGAGGUUUGAGCGAAGAAAAAGCAAGAGCAUGACCCGGGCCAGGAACAGAUGUUUGCCCUUGAAUCUGACCGCGGAAGACCUGGCUAGUGGUGUCCUGCGUGAUAGAGGGAAAGUGGGUGCAAGCUUGGCUGACGUGGACCCCAUGAACCUUGACAACUCGGUACGAUUUGAUAGCGUGGGUGGCCUCACUAAUCACAUUCAGUCACUGAAGGAGAUGGUUGUGUUCCCUCUGCUUUAUCCUGAGGUCUUUGAGAAAUUCAAGAUACAACCUCCCAGAGGGUGUUUGUUCUACGGUCCCCCGGGGACAGGAAAAACCCUGGUUGCACGGGCGCUAGCCAACGAGUGCAGUCAGGGAGAUAGAAAGGUUUCCUUCUUCAUGAGGAAAGGAGCUGACUGCCUCAGUAAGUGGGUCGGUGAAUCAGAACGGCAGCUACGCCUGCUUUUUGAUCAGGCUUACCUGAUGAGGCCAUCUAUUAUUUUCUUUGAUGAGAUUGAUGGUUUGGCUCCGGUUCGCUCCAGCAGGCAAGACCAGAUACACAGUUCUAUUGUUUCUACACUGCUGGCUUUGAUGGACGGCUUGGACAGUCGUGGGGAGAUAGUGGUCAUCGGUGCUACAAACAGACUUGACUCUAUCGACCCGGCACUCAGGAGGCCUGGACGCUUUGACCGGGAGUUUCUGUUCAGCCUGCCCGACAAGAAAGCCAGGAAGCACAUUUUGGAGAUUCACACAAGGGACUGGAAUCCCAAGUUGGCUGAGCCAUUUCUAGAUGAACUUGCAGAAAAAUGUGUCGGCUACUGUGGUGCUGACAUAAAAGCACUUUGCACAGAGGCAGCCUUGAUGGCGCUGCGCCGCCGGUAUCCACAGAUCUAUGGCAGCAGCGUCAAGCUGAAGCUGGAUGUCACCUCCAUCGUCCUGGGGCCUGGCGACUUUAGCAAAGCAAUGAGGACGAUUGUCCCGGCCUCCCAGAGGGCUCUGACCCCCCCAGGUCGAGCCAUAUCUCCUAUCCUUAGGCCCUUGUUGGCCUGCUCUUUCUCCUUGGUGCUGAAAGCUCUGCUCAGAGUCUUCCCCCAUGCUCAAUGUACUGACAGGGACACCCCACAAGGCGUCGACAAUCAUCUGCUUGAAGAGGACGUGUUUAGCGAUGAUGACAAUGAGGAAGGCUCUGCCUCCAUUUAUGAAGUUCAGCCUAGUGCGUCUCCAAAGAGUCAGCUCUCCUCUUCUGCAAUGCACAGAACGUUCCUCCAUUUCUCCUCAUCUGCCCUUCAACAGCCCACAGCAUAUCGGCCUCGUCUGCUGCUGGCAGGGGCCCCAGGCUCAGGACAGAGCUCUCACUUGGCUCCUGCCUUGCUCCACCAUCUGGACAAGCUACCAGUGUACCGCCUGGACUUGCCCACUCUGUACUCCGUCAGCGCCAAAACUCCAGAAGAGUCCUGUGCUCAGGUUUUCCGUGAGGCUCGCCGAAGCAUGCCCAGCGUGGUUUACAUGCCCCACAUUUCAGACUGGUGGGAGACGGUGACUGAUACUGUGAAGAGCACCUUCCACAGCCUGCUGCAGGAUGUUCCCUCCUUCAGUCCUGUCCUCAUUCUUGCUACUGCUGAAACUCAGUACUCAAAGCUGUCAGAUGAGAUAAGGAGUAUAUUUCAAAGGACCUACGGUGAGGUGUUGACACUGUGCCCUCCGGGAGAAGAGGAGAAGCGGAACUUCUUCUCUGACCUGUUGCUGGUUCAGGCAGCCAGACCUCCACCCCGCCCCAGGAAUACAGCAGAGAAGUGUGAGGAGGUGCUGCCAGUUGCAGAUGCUCCAGGUUCUAGAGUCCUGUCGGCAGAGGAACAGCGCCGCCUGGCCGAACAGGAGGACAACACAUUACGGGAGCUCAGACUCUUUCUCAGGGACGUGACCAAGCGCCUGGCCACUGACAAACGUUUCAGCAUCUUUAGCAAGCCAGUUGACAUCGAAGAGGUGUCAGACUACCUGGAGGUGAUUAGGCAGCCCAUGGACCUAUCCACUGUCAUGACAAAGAUUGACACCCACAAGUAUUUGGCAGUCAAGGAUUUUCUGGUGGACAUCGACCUCAUUUGCAGUAACGCUUUAGAAUACAAUCCUGACAAGGAUCCUGGAGACAAAGUGAUAAGACACAAAGCCUGCAGCUUAAAGGACACUGCUCAUGCUAUGUUUGCUGCUGAGUUGGAUCCUGAGUUCGACCGGAUGUGUGAAGAGAUCAAGGAAGCGCGCAGAAAGAGGGACCUCCAGUCACCAGGUGAGCUGAGAGAUGCUUCGAGUACUUUACCAACUCGAAAGUACCACAGUGCAGGAGAGGAGCAGCGCAGGAGAGCCACUCAUGGAGAAGCCACUGAGAAGCAAUGUGCCACUAAUCAUAUAAAGCGAAAGUUUCGCCGGCGGCCACCGUGGGGCCGUGGCAUCAUACGCAAGAAAAAGAUCUACAAGAAAGGAACAGAAGAGGAGGAGGAGGAGGAGCCAGAGGUGGAAGUGGAGGCUGCAGGCCCCAGUGACUCAUGUUUAACACAAGAUGAGGAAUCAUCUUGUGAUACUACAGGUCCACAGCCCAAUGGCCAUCAUCCUCAUGUUUCCUCCACAGAAGAGGAGAGCUCCAAUGAGCCCCCGAUUGUGGCUCCCCCAGAUACCAAUGAAGACAGACAGAAGCCAAAACCUAAGGAAGAGGAAGAGCUCACAGCCAAAGAGGCAGAGUAUGAGAACACAGAAAAACACACGGAGCCUCACUGCCCUGGGGGCAGUCCUCAGCUGAAUGCAGACAGGGAAAGCCAGGCCAAACAGGCUGACUUCCAGCCUUUGAUUGAAGCAUUUGAGUCCUCUGAUUCUCAGAAUGCGCUUAAACACACAGAGGGGCUCCUAAUUUCACAAGUGGACGGUGUGAAUGGAACCGAGUCAAUGGAUAGCCUGGACUUGCAUAGUAUCAAGAGGAGUGGUGAGACUGAUACAAGGACACCUCAGAUCACAGCUGAAGGAACUAAUAAGCCAGAACAGGAAGAGCACAAAGACCAGAAUGAGAAUAAACCAACUCAGGGGCAGCAUCCCCUAGAAGAUGGGGUAGUUGCAGAAAUUGUUGAGGAGGAUCAUGAUAAAGAAGGUGGUUCCAAAGUGAAUGCAAUCGAAUGGAGCCCGCCAGAGCAGCUGAACGGAUCUUCUGGAAGGACAGAGGACGAGCCACAACCAGCCCCCCACCAGCCACAACCAGUUCCCCCCCAUCCUCCCGUAGUGGUUGACCAUCAGCGACUUCUGGCUCUUCUGGAUACGGUGGUGAAGAAGAGCGAGGGCUACAGCGUGGAGAAGCUGGAGAGGCUCUACUCCCUGUUAAGCCAGUGUAUCUACCAGCACCGCAGAGAGUACGACAAGACUCGGCUACUUGAGGAGAUGGAGGAGAGAACCCAGCAUUUUGAUACAUUCCUGUGAGGUGGAGACGACGUGGCCAUCAGGUCGAUGCUGAACAGACUGGGACCACAAAGACGCACACAGACUGAGUGAACGACCUCUUGAGUUCAGUCUUCACCCCAACACACACACAGCUCCUUCCUCUUGCUUGGAAAAUGAGGACGAGAACAGACUUUCAUGGUGCUAUUGUCUCAGGAACCUGGCCAGAUCCAGAACCCUUCUACACAACCAAACCCCUGGAGUUUUGCGAGUCAAACAGACACGCACGCACGCACACACACCCAGACACACACACACCUACAGUGAUGGGCAACCCUGGUGCUACUCGGGUGCUAUCUUGAUCUUUUACCCAUGCUGCUCUUGGGAACUCCUCAUCUCGGACAACUCGCAAAACCAACAGAUCGGGUGAUGUCAAAUCACAACCUUGCCGCUUCUCUCCACAGCAGGCAGCUCAUACACACCUGCCCAUGCACCAUCACAAGGAUAGGCUUGUAAAUGUACACACACACACACACACACACACACACACACACUAAACAUGUAGACACACACUUAAGACCCUCACCAGCAGAAGUGUGAAUGCAGAGUGCCGCGAGAAGAGGAUCGACAGUGUUAUGAAUCAUUUAACGACACUGUUGAGCCUUGUUGCCCUCAAGUGGAUCACUUUACCGUACGGGCCAGUUAUCAAGCUAUUGUGGGGCUAAUUCUCUCUGCCAUUUUAGCGCCUUGACUAGUUCAAAAUUUUGAGCCAGCAACAAGGAUACUCACCCAGAACUAAAGCUCGCAAAGAAGUUUAUACGCAGCUCAAGCUUGAUGAGGUUAGCACAGCAGGACUAGAACCAAUUAAGUCCUGUUCAUUACAGUGGACAUCCGUGGUGGAAAGCUGUUAGCCUCUCGGUGUUUGGUUUAGCGGUGAAGAAGCACAACCCGGCGGUAGAAACAGUUGCUCAGACCACCUCUGGCGUUCAUUCUCUGCAGAUUUAUGUCAUGUCCCCAAUAGUUCACGGUAGCUGAACGCCCCUCCUCACUACAUUCACAGUAUGAAUGUUUUUCCUCCCUGUCGAGCUGUGCCCACCAGUUGAUUUUACCCACCAAAAAAACCCCCGGCUGAGGAACUGGAAGCAGUACAAAUUGGAAGGUGUCAGUAGUUUGCACUGCCUAGUGUGUGCCUUAUUUAAAACCUCAUGAAAUUGCUAUAUUUAACAAGAUUUUGGAUUUACUAUGACAAGGCUACUAGUUAGAGACGGUCCUAAUCACUGAGUUCACAGUGACCUUUUAAAGAAAAAGACAAAAAAUCGAAAUAUAUAUAAGAUCCACAUCUUAGCUGCAACGUUGGCAAAAAAAAAGGUGCAGGUGUGUGAAAAUCUGAGGAAUACAAACUGAUUUGUUAGCUACUCACCUUGUGUGGCCGUGUCGGUGUCUGUCCAGAGACUGUACGUCUGCAGCACUUGAAAUAUCGUUUCAGUAUUUAAAUGUAUUCAUGUCCUGUGGAACCCUAGGCCAGCAGGGGGAGGUCAGUCUCCACCUGAGCGGGCAGCCGGCGGAACGAGAGCUUGACGAAACCAGCCUUCCCUCAGUUUUUCAUAUGCAAAAAUCUAAUGAUGCGAGUCAAAGGAUUUGUUGUGCCAAGCGUUCUCCCAUUCCCUCAAAAGGUGCUGACCAGACGGUGCCUGUUCACCGGCUUUCUUUUUCCAAGUCUGAACAUGUUUGAUUGUCAUAACAACUUAUGUAUUAUGUUGUGUAUUUUCUUUUUAUUUUUUUGUGAAUUUAAAAAUGCUUUGCAUGAGUGGCGGAUCCACAAAGAACAAGGCUAUUCUAGGCAGUGCCCAUCACUAAAGUGUACAUAAUAUAUAUAAUUUUUCUCCCCUCCACAUUUUUUAAAGGCGUGUUCCCACUUUAUACAUUUAUUUCAUUCUGUUUAACACCAGAAAAGAGCACCUGGAGUCUGACUUGAGGCCGACACAGUCUACUUCUUUUCUUAUUGUGGUAGAUUAAGAUUUUCCUGGAGCUUUAUGAGGUUUCAUGGCAUUCUCAUGCUUUUGGACAUGUUUUUGUGAAGGUGUAGACUGGAAAAAAGCCCCAUCUUUAACUCAAAGCACUCUUGUCUAAUCCUUUUGGGCCAACUUUAACCCCAGCUUACCUCUGCCUUUUCUCCAUUUCAAGGUCACAAAAGUGAAGACCAUAUGCAAACCGGUAAUGACAGGUUGGCACUUGGACUACUGCAGAGAGGAAAAACCAAUGCUACCUCAGCGUAAUUUAUUUUAAUGCGAAAACUGUUUACUGGGUACAAAAACAGUAUUUUCCUCCCUCAAAAUACUGUUGAAACAUCUACAGUACCAUCUUAGGUACCAGGUCAGUGCAACCACAGCUGCUGCAGUAAUCCAAGAGUUGUUUAUCUCUCUGAUUGUUAUGUAUGUUUGCAUUUGAGCCAGAUGAUGAUUGCAUAAAUUUAAAUCUAAAAAGAUCUUACACGAACUAUAUAUGAUUUAGUUUCAGGUUCUUUGAGCUUACUGUACGUGGAGGUGGAGGGGACGUCUUAGAUCUUCUCCUAUCACUUUCUUAGAAGCGAUAGAGCAUUCUGCCUCUUUACACACCCCCUGCCUUUCUUUCCCUCAGCAAUGUUUUUUUUUUCCUGCAGAUUUUCAUCUCAUGAUUUUAUUUAUUAAAGUUUUACACAUAUUUAGUAAGUCUUUUAUACAUCUUGAAAUUUAAAAAAAAAAAAAAAAAUUGGGAAGCAUUACACGUCCAUUUUUACAAUUGUGUUGACUUGUGUAGCGUUUGUGUAGCAGGUUCUUUCGGUGUGUUUGGGGGAAUAAAGGGUUUACAUGUCUCUCAGGUUCAACAUGCCCAUUCUGCUUUUCUAUGGUUCCUCCAUUGUUCUGUUUUCUCCGAGUGGUUACAGACGUACUGGAAGAAACUGAGUUUCUGUUGUGUGUGAAACAAGACCAGACUUUUUCAUGUUGCUCACGCUCCAGUUUUUUUUUUUUUCUUUUUUUGCCAAACAGAGUUUUUUAAGGAUUUAUAAACAUCUGGAUAUGAAAUAUGAGUAGUGAAAUGUCAUACAUUGCAAUCUUCUUUUCUUCUUAUAAAUUUGUAGCCCGUUUGGACUAAAACCAAUUUUUGUCUGGUAGUUGAGACUUAGUCCAGUAUGCAGAAGGAAAAGGUUUGUUCUAUCCUGUUUUUGUUUCCCCUCACAGUUAGUCAGUUUUUGUAGCUUUGUCUGUGUAUUUAACAAACCUGUUCACAAUGUUACUUUAGUGUAAGUUAUAUUUGAAAUGAAACAUUUACUGUAUUUCUCAAUAAACUGCUGUGAUAUACUUGAAGAAAGGUGCAAACUGUACAUUUGAAGUUAUUUCUGUCAAUUUAGAUGAAAUUGAAAAUUUGAGCAUUUUGUUUUUUUAGUAAAUAGUUUUUUCAGACUGAAAUUUGCUUGAAUUUAUUAUAAAACAGCUCGUUAUCAACCAGUAUGUCCUGUUGACUUUCUGUGGUGAUUGCGAUUGAAAACCAAACAUUCAGUUGUGUGACUGGUGUUAAAAUGUUUCCAUUAACUCAACCACAUCCCCAAAAAAAGAGACUUGACAAUGCAUUCAUGUUCUGGUAUAUCUAUUAGGGUUCAGUUAUAACAAUUGUUAAUUUCUCUUUUUGGGGGUACAGAUUUACAGACAUUUUGAAUCCAACCUAUCAGUUUUUUUUCUAAAAACAUUUAUACAGAAUUGCCUUCGGUUUUAAAAUAUACAUAUUUCCUGCCUGUAUUUACAGAGUAACAACCCAGCAUCAGUUGUGAGUUGCAAUGAAACACGUUUUAUAAAACAUAACGAGGUGGGGGAUAAUGAGAGACAAGCGAACCCAUGGUUGAACAGAGAACAUCGAUGAUAACAGCCACAAGUGAAUUAUUGUGCUUUUUUUCUGCAGGAUUCAUC
Cololabis saira (Pacific saury) is the source of this 8438-nucleotide messenger RNA. RefSeq names its product ATPase family AAA domain containing 2B (gene atad2b). The record is from RefSeq and is a predicted model, not a curated record. Gene Ontology annotation, cellular component: nucleus. The transcript is spliced from 28 exons. NCBI's taxonomy places the organism in Eukaryota, Metazoa, Chordata, Actinopteri, Beloniformes, Belonidae. Bases 163 to 4539 code for a protein of 1458 amino acids. Gene Ontology annotation, molecular function: histone binding; chromatin binding; ATP binding. Gene Ontology annotation, biological process: positive regulation of transcription by RNA polymerase II.